AUGGCGCUUAAUGUUCUCUGGGCAAUAUUUUUCCUUCUCACUUUUACAACCAGUGCAGCUAAUUCAAAUUGGUUGAACCAUGGAGGAGAUAUAUAUAACAGAAGAUAUGCAAAGGAAGAAACAGAGAUAAGUCCAAGAACAGUUUCAAAAUUGCAGUUGAAAUGGAAAUUCUAUGCAGGGAAAGAUAUUACGGCGACACCGGCGGUUUACGACGAAACCCUUUAUUUUCCUAGUUGGAAUGGACAUAUUUAUGCUGUGAAGGCUGAUGAUGGGUCUUUGGUGUGGGAGAAGAACUUAGAAGAACUUACUGGAUUAAGAGGAACAGGAAUGAUUUAUGGAGUUAAUGUGACUGUUUCAAGAUCUACACCAACUGUUGCUGGAGACAUUCUUAUAUUUGGAAUUUAUGGUCCUGCUGUUGUGAUUGCAGUGGAAAGAGAAACUGGGAAUCUUGUUUGGUUGAAUAGGCUGGACAGCCAUAAUGCUUCUCUUGUUACCAUGUCUGGAACUGCCUACAAUGGGGCUUUUUAUGUGGGAACUUCAUCAGCAGAGGAAACUGUAAGUGCAGACAAAUGUUGCACUUUCCGUGGUAGAAUGGCCAAACUAGAUAUCUCAACUGGAAAAAUAUUAUGGCAAACCUUUACUCUUCCAGAUAACAAUGGUCAACAAGGAGGAUAUGCAGGUGCAGCUAUUUGGGGAAGUAGUCCCUCCAUUGAUACUUCUCGUGGUCUUGUUUAUGUUGGAACUGGAAAUCUCUACUCUGCUCCUUCUUAUGUUCUUGAUUGCCAGAAGAAUUCCACUAGUAGUGAUCAGGUCAACACAGCUUCUUAUGGUGAUGAAUGCAUUGAACCAGACAAUCAUGAAAAUUCAAUCUUGGCUUUUGAUAUCAAUGAAGGAAACAUCAAAUGGUUUCGACAGUUAGGUGGAUAUGAUUUAUGGUACUCUGCUUGCAGUAGUAAUGCUAAUACUCCUAAUUGCACUCCUGGUUCUAACCCUGAUGCUGAUUUUGGUGAAGCACCCAUGAUUCUUAGUAUAGUUGUUAAUGAAACCAAGCAUGAUAUUGUGACUGCAGUACAAAAAAGUGGAAUUGCUUGGGCAUUGGACCGUGAUACCGGUGACAUUAUCUGGUCUACGGUAGCUGGCCCUGGUGGUAUCAUGGGAGGAGGGAUCUCAGGAGCUGCAACAGAUGGUUUGAGAGUCUACACAAAUAUUGCUAACAGCAAACAUAGGAACUUCACCCUUUCACCAUUAAAUAAAACAACAACAGCAGGUGGAUGGGUGGCUAUGGAAGCAAACACAGGAGAAGUACUUUGGUCAACAGCAAACCCAAGCAAUGCCACAGCUAAUGGUCCAGUAACUGUCGCUAAUGGUGUCUUAUUUGCUGGCUCAACAACUCAAAAAGGGAACAUAUAUGCAUUAAGUGCAGAGAAAGGGAAGAUAUUGUGGUCUUAUGAGACAGGUGCAACAGUAUAUGGUGGCAUUUUGGUAAGCAAUGGUUGCAUAUACGUUGGGAAUGGAUUUAAUGUAACACUUGCAGCAAUUUUACUGAACUCUACUCCUGGAACUUCCCUCUUUGCCUUUUGCCUUGAUUAAUGAUUAUUGCUUCUUAACCCUAC
Messenger RNA from Telopea speciosissima, 1613 nucleotides. RefSeq names its product polyvinylalcohol dehydrogenase-like. The transcript has 4 exons. NCBI's taxonomy places the organism in Eukaryota, Viridiplantae, Streptophyta, Magnoliopsida, Proteales, Proteaceae. The record is from RefSeq and is a predicted model, not a curated record. The coding region runs from base 1 to 1590 and encodes 529 amino acids.